AUGACAUUUUCCUCGGAUUCCCCAUCCUUAAAACCUGUUGUUGUUGAAUAUCAGGGACUUAACUACCUUGCUAUGCUCAUGUUCACGGUGUUGAUUUACGAUUACGGUCAGUCAACAUAUGCUGCAUUGACCUGGGUUGUGAUGCCUUUUAACCUAGUUCUCAACCUGGACCAAGAGGUACUGCUGAUAUGGGUGAGAGAUUGGUUCUCUUCUACAUCGAACGUACAAUACAAAAUAUCCCCUAUGACGUAUUGUUAUUUCUUGUUUAUGUGGCCCCCAUCGUUCUGUCAGAUGAAGCGUAAGUGUGCUCACGGUUAUGUCAUUUUUGGUCAUGAUUCUGAGCUGCCAGAUGUCAAACCGAUUGGUGCAGUUCUGUUAAAUAUAUCGCUUGCUAUCAUCGGGUCUCUCCCGCCGGAUGCCUAUGAUUACCAAGAGGGAAGGUUACUUGGAACACGGGAAUGUGUUUCUUCUGCUUCGAACAAAUCUUCCUGGAUUUUCUAUAUCCUCGCGAGUGGAAGUAUUUUGGUGCAUAUGAGAGAGAAUGGAGCGACAAGUUCCCCACCAGAGCUGAUGAAAGUGAUAAAGAUGUUGAUCGGUCAAGGUUUGAUGUACUUUGUUCUGCAAGGAACCCUUGUAACAUUCACGCAAAUUACUCAGGAUAUUCACCGAUCAGGCUCUGUCCAUGAUAAGUUCCUUACCAAAGUUCACUACUACUGUAAGGAGCACAAAGAUGACUAUGAAGUGGCGUGGAGAUCUUACUAA
This is a messenger RNA of Coniophora puteana RWD-64-598 SS2, 762 nucleotides long. RefSeq lists its product as uncharacterized. The record is from RefSeq and is a predicted model, not a curated record. NCBI's taxonomy places the organism in Eukaryota, Fungi, Basidiomycota, Agaricomycetes, Boletales, Coniophoraceae. The transcript is spliced from 10 exons. Bases 1 to 762 code for a protein of 253 amino acids.